CCAUAGCGCGUAUUUCUUAUUGCGCAAUGGGCACGGAAAACCAGAGCCAACAUUGAGGCAACAACAAGGAAACAAAGAUCAAAGAGGCAACAGACCUCGUGAAGGGGCUUAUCUGAAAGGCUGCCUCGAGAAGUGAUACGACUACAGUCGCAUGGUGCACCUGGAAAGCAAACGGUGCGGUCAACCAUACGGCCUCUGUCGCAAUAGUGUGCUUACGCCGUCAGACGAGAUGUGAGAAAAUCCGGCCGUUGUAUCUGGAUAAUGCCGCAACAGCUGAUACGGCAAAUGAGAUCUUUAUUCCAUUGGGGCCUCAGCGCAAGUUCGGUCGAGGCGGGCAUCGACGCGACACUGAAAUUUUUGCGUACUGCGUCCGAUCCCUUUGCAGAAGAUGAGCACAUUUUUACCCCUACUUGUGCUUACCCUUUCUUUUUGGGUAUUCACCGAAGCAAAUGAUACUUCCUACAAGGAACUAAGGUUCAGGACAAAGGUAGACCACUUUGCGUUCCACAAUAACAAGACAUUCGAGUUGCGCUACCUAAUGGACGAUAGGUACUGGGAUCGCGACGGCGGACCCAUCUUCAUCUACACUGGCAACGAGAACAGGAUUGAAGCCUUCGCAGAGGCCACGGGUGCCUUGUGGGAGUGGGCUCCCGAGUUCGGCGCCCUCGUGAUUUUCGCGGAGCACAGGUUCUUCGGCCAGUCCCUUCCGUUCGGCAACGAAUCAUUCCAGAGCCCUGACAAGCUGGGCUACCUGACGAGCGACCAGGCCUUGGCUGACUAUGCCGACCUAAUUCUGCACCUCAAGUACACCUUGCCCGGAGCCGAGAAGAGUCCGGUGGUCGCGUUUGGCGGCUCGUACGGUGCAAUGCUCGCCGCCUGGAUGAGGCUUAAAUACCCGCACAUUGUCGAAGGAGCCCUGACGUCUGGCGGGCCGUUCAACAUGCCACCAGGUCUCUCUCCAUGCUCAACGUACAGUGAAGCGGUCACCAAGGCCUACAGGAGCGUGUCUGAGCAGUGUGUCAACGCCAUACGUAAUUCGUGGUCUGUUAUGGAGAGUCUUGCUUCCACAGAGGCAGGGUCAAGGUAUCUGCAAGAAAAGUUCAAAACGUGCCAGCCGCUGCAUCCGAGCAACUACACAGUGUUCAGAGACAUGUUACGUGACACGUACGGCGUGUUGGCGAUGUCAAACUACGCUGAUGAAUCCGAGCUGGUGGGAACACUACCGCCAAAUCCUGUCAAGGAGAUAUGCAAGCACUUCAUGAAUGUCCCAAAAGGGAAACAUGGAUUGGUGGACGCCGCUGCUAAUGCUAUGUCGAUGUUUUUCUCUGAGAGGGAAGGACGACCCUGUCUCGACGCUUUACUAUACGAGAGAAAUCUCGACAGCUAUAAGUUCCUGACUUGCAACGAACUCAUGCAGCCAUUUUGCGGCAACGGAGUGAGCGACAUGUUCUACCCGUACACGUGGAAUGCAUCAGCUGAGAGAGAAAGGUGCCAGCAAAAGUUUGGCAUCACACCGGAUUUUUACAGAACCGUCAUGAUGUUCGGAGGGAGCAAGUUCAGCACAGCGACCAACAUCGUCUUCAGCAAUGGCGAACUGGACCCUUGGUCAGCGCUGGGCAUCCAAGAGCCUCCAAACGACGACCUGGUCGUGAUCACAAUACCCGGCGCGGCGCAUCACGUCGACCUGCGCUUCGCAUCUCCGACCGACUCGCCAGCCGUGAAGCAGGCCAGGGUUAUCGAGAAGAACUAUAUACGGCAAUGGAUAUCCCAGGAUCCUCCACGGUCACAACUAAAGAAGAAGGGGCCUCGAGUCAUCACUCGAAGAGACAGAACCAGCUUCUUCAACGCGUACAGGUUUUAGAACAACUGUUUGCCCUCGUCACUUUGCGACAGGCCACGACUUCUAGUUAGGAAAGAAACUCAGGGAAUAUCCUGCAAGAGGUGUAUCUCGGAUAUUUGCAACGUCGUUUUUUUUGUGCAUGUGGACGCAGGUAUCUCUGUCUACGACGAUCGAUAUCGCAAGUAUUCUCACAAUAACGGCCAGUUACCUGCUUGUUGCUCUAGGCGUAUAUGCUUAGAACAUCGCCGACGCACAGGGUACUUUGCGUUCUGCCUCGUAUAGUCGGAAAACUUACAAAACACUUGAAAUGCCGCAUUGACGGGCUUCUAACGCAGGCGCGUUGUAACGACCAAGGCACGGUACAUGACCUAUUUUUAUACGCACGAAAAUGUUUGUACAGACGCGCUCGGUGUUCCACAAUGAUGUCAUCUUGACAAAACUUGGCACAACAUCAAUAAUUUGUCGGCGUACAGCCGAACAUGGUGGCACCCGUGAAUAGAAAAGAAAUCGUCCAUAUAUAAAUAGUCAGAGCAAACUUUGUCAGUAAAUGUUAUAUUUGCUAGUGAGCUUGCAGACCUAUAGUCGGGCACAACUUAAUACGACAAGAGAGGCCUGCCAAGAUGACCGAAGUGCAGCAGCCGAUUGUCUCGGCGACUAAAGAAAAAAUCCCGCUGACGCGAUCGGCCCAGUUCGAAGCGCGGGCUGCCAUGUUCUCCGUCGGCGAAGUCACUGGCGGUCGGUCCGGCUCAUGACGUCAGCCUAGAGAGCUCGUCCAUUGGUGGAGGCUCGUGUGCAUCCGCCUUUGAGGGGCAAAUGCCGCUGCCUUCUAAAGUUGUAGCCGGCUAUAGUGCAGAUAAGACUUUCAGCGAUGUGUAUUUAAGGAAUGAGUCGGUGCUGCAUCUGCACAGAUGUUCCUGCUCUGGCCUUUUUUCUGGUUUUUUUUUCGUCACUGAGGCGAAGUUGCUCGUUAGAACACAGUAAUGUUAGUCUUUAAUAUUCACUCCCUCUUCUUCAGUUCAUACGCUGUCAGAGACGAAACAAAGGUAACAAACAUGUCCCGAAGGGCGUAUAAGGUGGUUCACAUACAUGCCAUUAUCGUUGCAUUAAUUAGGUGUUCAACACUUUCACAAUUUAUAACACAACAAAUCUUACAAAUGAAUGCGCGCAAAUGAGCGUAUAGGAGAUCCUGACCAUCCUGCCUCUACGUCGUACUGCCACGGUGUUUUGCCAUUAUUGUUAUUGCACUAAUAAAUUUGUAUGACUAUACUAAAGCUAAUUACCUUUUUCUUUUGGUUUAGAAUAACAAACGCGGAGACAAAGAUAAUUUCGUGACACACGCACGAUAUGGAUUCACGGCUGUUGAUUUAGUUUUGCUUUAGUUCACAUGAGAAGUCGCACAAGCAAGCGGAACUUCUGGGUGUGCCAAGCAUUUUUGUUAUUAUGCAGAGGAAGAAUUGUUGGCAAAAUGUAUAGUUUUGUACAAUGACGUUUUCUCACGGUUUUUUAUAUACGGUGCGCGUACUUUGUCAGGAUGCCUUCCUGCCUUGAUUUGUAGAAAUGGAAUCAAUAAAAUAUUUAGGCUAUUCACCUGUAA
Molecule: messenger RNA, 3434 nt
Organism: Dermacentor andersoni
Lineage: Eukaryota; Metazoa; Arthropoda; Arachnida; Ixodida; Ixodidae
Biological process (GO): proteolysis
Molecular function (GO): serine-type exopeptidase activity; dipeptidyl-peptidase activity
Source: RefSeq, a predicted model, not a curated record